This is a messenger RNA of Coregonus sp. 'balchen', 6872 nucleotides long. Lineage: Eukaryota; Metazoa; Chordata; Actinopteri; Salmoniformes; Salmonidae. The record is from the annotation of a GenBank genome assembly.
AGCCUGUCUCUGCUAUGAGGUCUGCGGUUAGGAAUGAUAUAGAAGCUUUUCCUCUCUCACCCAAACGAUGAUGUGACUUAACAACGUGAUAACAGUCUGAGAGCAGCAAAACGCACAGCAUUGUCGAGGUGCGAAUGAACUAAGUCGGCUCUCGCUCGAUCAGACAGUGGGAACGUCUGGAGAUCAAGGUAAGAAGAGAUCGAUUAUUUCUGCUUUGCUAUUGCCAAUUGAUAGGCUAAUCAUAGUAAGAUUGUGGCAAAGUUCAGUCUAGACAGUAGACACCACCAGUCUUAGAUUAGAUGCAAUUUAAUGAGGCAUACCUGUGUUAGCUACAAUCUAAUAACGCAUCUGUUGUUCUCCAGCGCUGAAGUGGCAAAUGCCAAGACUAGAAGAACACUGCUGGAGUCGCUCCUGUACAUCGAGGGUGGAAUCUAAGAAUUAUUCUAGGGAAAACUGGGUCGAAUCGAAGGCUGAAGAAAUGAUGUCAAUUAUCACAUCAGUGCUUAGCAAUGUAUACGGCUCACUGCACAGUGUGCAAACAGGAAACUUGAUCAGACGGGGUCUCGUCCUUUUCACCGUGGGAGUCUUUCUUGCAUUGGUGCUCAACUUGCUACAGGUUCAAAGAAAUGUGACUUUGUUUCCCGAAGAGGUGAUGGCAACUUUGUUUUCAUCGGCGUGGUGGAUUCCCCCUUGCUGCGGCACGGCAGCUGGUGAGUUGUCACUUUUCCUAAACCUAUAGGUUAUCUUGAGUUUAUCAUUCUGUAUGAAUGAAUGAGGUUGUUAUGUAGGCCUACUUCUAAUUUGGAGAAAGGAAUGUGAAUUGGGCUUUUAAGGGGGGUGCUUGUGUGUUUCAUGAUGCCAUUAUAUUCUACUAACUACAGCCUGGGCUACAUAAUCAUUUACAGUUUCUUCCAUCAUUGUUAUUGUCCUAUAUAUCCAUUAUGUAUGUGUUCUCGCAGCCAUGAGGCCAUAUAAUGAUGAGUGUUUUGUCUGGGAAAAAUAUACAGUAGUAUUUAUAUUGCCCUCCAUUUGCUCCAAUAGGCUUCCCUAGAAACAGCCGGACAUAGAGGGUCAUAAGGGGUGUGCUGUUUUUUCAUUGGCUGCUUUCAUAACGGGUGAGCUGUGGAGGCGGUCCAUAAUUGGCUGUUGCCUCGAACAUGCCACUACCGAAAAAGAGAAACAAGGAAGUCGUGUGCACUGUGCAGUCAGAAUUAAAUAAAUGAUUUUCAACACCAACCCCUCCCCCAUGUUCUUAAGAAGUAGGCUACAAUGAUUCACACUUAAAAUAAAUAAGAAUGUCAAAAAUGUUGGAGACUAUUAUCAGUCGGUUGCAGACAUGUUUGUGCAAUUACUUAUAAGAGAGAAAUAAUCAUGUGCCUGAAAGUGAAAGUAGAAAGCAAUCUUGUUGUUUGUUUAACUUAUGUCAUGUUUUCCCCCCAAAAUUGAAACUCAAAUGCAACAUUUUCAAGCCCUUAAAACAACAUGAGCCAGUUUGAUUUGUAUGUAGGCUAUUCAGUGAUGUACUAACUCAAAUCUUCUUUCUGUAGCUGUUGUUGGCCUGCUAUACCCCUGCAUCGACAGCCAUCUAGGAGAGCCCCACAAGUUCAAAAGGGAAUGGGCCAGUGUCAUGAGAUGCAUUGCAGUAUUCGUUGGCAUCAACCACGCCAGUGCUGUAUCCUUUCUAAACAACAACAAUGUCACAAUGUGCACUCUCUCAUGUUAAAGCUGUCUUCAAUCUAGAGAAGGACUGACACAUAUUUACACCAGUGAUGUUUAUCACGUCCAGAGCUUAAACAAUGAUGUUGUGGCCUAAUAAAUGUGUAAUACAUAAUUGAGUAACAUUCUGUGAUUAGUUUGAUAUACUCUGUAGCCUUUUGGGGGCCCUAAGAAAGAUUUGGUCGGGAGGCCCCCCCCCCCCCCCCCCACCUCGCGGGCAAAACGUGUUAAUGCUCCCCUCUUGGCAGUGGAUGUUGUUAAUUUUUUAGUGCACACAUUUCUUUCCUGCAAUUCUACACAUUUUGCCAUGGGGUGUAGAGAAAGUGUUGCAGUUUUAAAGGAUAUUUUCUGCAAUUCUUCACAUUUUGCCAUUACUUAUUCCAUGUUCAUAUGAUAUCUGUGUGAGAUGGACCAACAAAAUCAAUGGGGGCCCCUGAGCACAUGCCCUGUGUGCCCGGUUGGUGAAUUGGUGAUGAUUAGGCCUACUGCAAGGUUUAGAUAGCUGGCUAGACUACCUUACCUAGAAAUCUAAAAAAUGUUAGCUGACAUGGGCUAAUUGAGUGACUGACAUAACAAGUGGAAAACUGCUGAUGCACUACCAAAUUUUUGUAAGUUGAGACCCCGACGGAGUUCCUUUUAAUUGGUCGAGGGCCCCCUAGCGACCUCUGGGCCAAACGCGCAGUAUGUAGUCUGCGUAUAGGAAGAGGUGGCACUGUACACUCCACUGUCGUUUUGCUACUUUUACAGCCUUAAAGGCAAUUCAUCUAGUGUCAGUGUCAGUGACUGUCCCAACUGCAUUCCUGCUUGUUUUGACUCCUUGACAUACUUUCCAAGUAUGUAUGGAACUUACAGUUGCUUCAAACAUACACUGCUUGUGCCACCCACACUUCGAUGCAACAGUCAAACAAAUACAAUAUUUUAUUUUUUAUUUUAUUUUACAUAUUUUAAGUGAUUUUUUUACUGAGCAGAUACUGAGAGAGGAUCACAGUAGGGAAAGAUAGGGAGAGGUUGUGUCAAAGGUCAGUAGGCCAGAUUGGAACCUAUGCAAACAAAUAGUCAUAUUUUGCCCUUAACUGCUCCAUUUCACAGAAACUAGACUUUGCCAAUAAUGUCCAGCUGUCCCUGACCCUGGCUGCCCUGUCCCUGGGACUGUGGUGGACGUUUGACCGCUCGAGGAGUGGCUUCGGCCUGGGCAUUGGGACGGCAUUCCUUGCCACCGUUAUCACACAGCUGCUGGUCUACAACGGUGUCUAUCAGUAAGUCAAGUCACGCUUUAAUUUUUCCAUGUUACACUAAGAGCCAAUUUAUGCUUGAUCCAAAAAUGUGGUUGGAGACUCCGUAUGGAGGGUGUGACGCAAUUGCGGCGCCUCCGGAGGUAAGCAGAGGUCAAAUUGAGCUCUACUGCAUCGCUGUGCGCCUCCCAAAUCUUGUAACAAUGCGGAGGGCUCCGUAUAGCCCCUCAUUGAAAUUAUUGGUUGAUGGUAGGUGGUAGGUGGUAGGUGGUAGGUGGGGGCGGGAGGUCCUGUAUAAACACAAACUCACUUCCUUGACAACUUCCUUCACAACAGCUCUUCUCAACAGCUCUGCACUGCUCUGCGAGGCGCAAGAAGUAUGAAUGCCCUGACUUCUGCAGAGGCCGUAUCAGAGUAAAUGCUGCAUGGCCAAUGCAGAUGUCGGAUUGACCAUGUAGCAUGAACUGUAAAAAAUGCAUGGAUAGGAUAUUUUGGUGACAUCAUAAUAAUAAUAAUAAUAAUAAUAAUAAUAAUAAAUGCCAUUUAGGAGACACUUUUAUUCAAAGCAUACAUUUUUCGUAUGGGUGGCACCAGCAGGAAUAGAACCCAUAUUCCCGACGUUGCAAGUGCCAUGCUCUACCAACUGAGCUACACAGGACCAUAUUAUUAUGUUAUUAUGUUAUCUUUUCGUGGACAUUAUGGUAUCAUUACUUACCUUAUAGUUUGAGUACAGCCAGUGAAUCAAAUUAGGUGUCUUUUUAAGAAAAGAUGUCUAUCUACUUUGUGAAUGACAUAUUUAAGUAUAUUUUAUGGAACUGGUCCCAGUCACCUGAUUGAUUCCAUCAAAGAGGAUCUGACAGAUGAAAUGAAAGCAAUAAUUUUUUGUCCCCCAUGCCUCCACGCCUAAUUAUUGGCCCUCCUACCUGCCUAUGUGGCACCUCUUGAAAAACGUCCUGGGGAGAAGGAGCACUCGGUUGCUUCAGCGAGGGACUUAUAAAUCAGCGAGGGACUUAUAAAGAGCUGAGUUCAAAAGGCCUCCACAGCUUCUGUUGAGUGAAGGGAAGAGAGAGAGAUGAGAUAGAGAGGGAGGAGAGGCAAGAUUAUUUUAUAUAUUUUUAAUAAUGCUGCUUUUCCCCCUUCUGUGUUUAAGUUGCCAUUCCUGUUUUAGGACUUGACACGUGUCUUAUUUGGGGCUAUAUUUGACUAUUGGGGCAAAUAGUUCAUUUAAUUUGAUGUAUUUUCUCCCUCUCUUGUAGAUACACGUAUCCAGACUUUCUGUAUGUGCGCUCUUGGCUUCCAUGCAUAUUCUUCUCAGGAGGAGUGACUGUAGGAAACAUAGGACGCCAGCUAGCCAUGGUAAGUCCUGCCCCCUAUUUUCUUUGUCAAAUUCUGCUUGUUUGUAAGCACAUGAACACAUUGACACAGCACAUUGACAUGUUCAUGUGGUACAAACUUUUGUGAGAGAAAAAGCCUGACACCACAAUGUCGGCUAUAAUGCCUUUAUCAGGUGUACGCCCAAAGUCUGCCCUUAUUCUGUGUAGAGUUCUUCACAGUCAUGUCCAUUAUUCAGUUUGACUCAGUUAAAGUGUGAAAACAGAUUAAGCAUGUUGUUUUGUUUUUCACAGUAGCGAGCCAGUCUUAAAGCCAGUCCUAGAGCCAAAUGUACCAAAGGGUCAUUUGCAGCUUGUUGUUUUUGUUUGAUGGGGUUUGAAAUGUUGGCAGUUGGCACGAGCCCUUGCUUGCUCUUUCUUUCUUUUUUCCUCCCUCUCACUCUUGAUCGCUCUCUCUCUGUGAGAUGGAUUAAGACUGUUUAACUUUCCUUCGGUCUUUUGAAACGUGCAUCUUGCUUCAUGUUUCUCGAUAAACCAGCGAUUGAACUGUUGAGAAGCUGACUCAUACUUUUUUGAUAUCUGACAAAAAAUAUAUAAAAAAUACUCCACCCAGCUUUUUGUGCUUCCAAAGGUUUGAAAUGGCUGAAAUAUUGUCUUAAUAAAUAACAUUAUUGAAAGUGCUAAAAGCAAUGUGCUGUUCCUUUAGUCCUUCAUCAGUAGCCUAUAUCUGUUUAUGGAGCCAGUUAUACUGUAUAUAACUGGUUGUAUAAGGCCAAAUAAAUGAACUGAACAGAGCCCCUGUUCUAAGUUUUGUGAUGUAUGUUCUACAUAUGCUUAGCACAUGAGUGAGUGCUCUGACAGGAUGAUCUAAAUCGAGAGGAACGGGGAAGUGAGAGGGAGCACUUUUUCUUCUAGACUGUAUACAGUUAAGGGAGGCCUUGAGGAAGGAAUAUCACAUUUUACUACAACCCCAACGUAGGAUCAUCUUCUCACAGCUGUGCCUAUACAUAGGACCCCAUGAUCCACUGUAGAAUAGUCCUAUAGUCUACCGUAAAGAACGUAAGGACUCAGAACUCAGCCUUAGGUAAAAGUCAUCAAUAAUGUUAUUCUCCAAUCCCCAUUGUGGAUGUUACCACAGUGUGGAUGAUACACUGAGUGUACAAAACGGAUCCCGGGUAGCAAGGACCCAUAACAAGUAAACAAAACAUUAGGAACAUGCUCUUUCCAUGACAUAGACUGACCACUAGAAUCCAGGUGAAAGCUAUGAUCCCUUAUUGAUGUCACCUGUUAAAUCCACUUAAAUCAGUGUAGAUGAAGGGGAGGAGACAGGUAAAAAAAUGAUUUUUAAGCCUUGACAAUUGAGACAUGGAUUGUGUAUGUGUGCCAUUCAGAGGGUGAAUGGCCAAGACAAAAUAUUUAAGUGCCUUUGAAUGGGAUAUGGUAGUAGGUGCCAGGCGCAGCGGUUUGAGUGUGUCAAGAACUGCAACACUGAUGGGGUUUUCACGCACAACAGUUUCCCGUGUGUAUCAAGAAUGGUCCACCACCCAAAGGACAUCCAGCCAACUUGACAACUGUGGGAAGCAUUGGAGCCAACAUGGGCCAGCAUCCCUGCGGAACACUUUCUACACCUUGUAGGGGCCAUGCCCCAACGAAUUGUGGCUGUUCUGAGGGCAAAAGGGGGUGCAACUCAAUAUUAGGAAGGUGUUCCUAAUGUUUUGUACACUCAGUGUACAAUUAAGCAAUAAGGCCCGAAGGGGGUGUGGUAUAUGGCCAAUAUGCCAUAGCUAAGGGCUGUUCUUUUGGAUACAGCCUGGAUACAGCCCUUAGCCGUGAUAUAUUGGUUAUAUACCACAAACCCUAGAGGUGCCUUAUUGCUUUUAUAAACUCGUUACCAACAUAAUUAGAAGAGUAAAAAUAAAUGUUUGUCAUACCCAUGGUAUACGGUCUGAUAUACCACGACAUUCAGCCAAUCAGCAUUCAGGGCUCGAACCACCCGGCUUAUAAUAUAAUAAUAUAUGCCAUUUAGCAUGCCAUUUAGGAAGAUGCUGUUUACUGAUAUUGAUAGAGACGUUGUACAUUAUAUUUGAACAUGGGGUUCCCCUCUCUCCCUUCAGGGUGGUGUCGAGAAACUGCACAACGACUGAACAGAGAUCAGCUGAAGAGGAGCGAGAAGAACGACAACCAAUAUGGAGAACCAGCGUAAUGGAACCAAGUCUGACAUCAUGGGGAGAGACAUUUCAGUUUGAAAGAAAAGAGACUCUCAUUAUUUUUUUACUACUUUUCUGUGCAUUAUAACAAAGAGCUAGCCAGAAUCUCCUUUACCUAACGUGCCAUGACUUCUGCACCUCCUGGUGGCCAAAAGACCUUUCCCCCAUUCCUGUUCGGGUUCCAGAUAGCAUUAGGUUAGAAGUUAGCCGCUAUGCUAUCCUUGUUAGGGUCCAGAUAGCAUUAGGCUAGCAGUUAGCUGCUAGACUAUUCCUGUUAGGGUCCAAAUUGCAUUAGGCUAGCAGUUAGACGCUAUGCUAUCCCUAUUAGGGUCCAUGUAGCAUAAGGCCAGCAGCUAGCCACAAGGCUAUCCCUGUUUGGGUCCAUA